UCUCGAGCUGAGUGCGCGACUGCUGCUGUACGAGAGUCCUGAGAGACAGUGCGCGAGGUGAAAACACUGAAGAGCGACCUCAACAACUUUCAUCAUUACUGGAAAUUAGGAGGAUUUGAGAGAGAAAAAAACUUUUAAUAGCUGUUUAUUUCUUGUCUUCCUUUAGUACAGUGAAAAAUAAGACUCCACUUUACGAUGAUUUCUGUCAAGUUUUUUGGCUUUGGGAGAGUUUGAAGACGAAGAUAACUUUCUUCGUUUAUUCAACGCUGGAGAUAACGGUCGAGAAUAACAAAUGAGGAAUAACGAGUGUCAACAUUAAUGUAAAUAAUAAAGCAACUCAAAUACUUGAAGAGAGAGAGAUACAUGAAGAGAAAGAAAAGACUUUUCCCCGCGAAACGGGACACUUGAAAGUUUGUUUUGCGCGAGCACUAAAAGAUGCAUCACUGAAACAACACUGGUACCGAGUGAUCAUUGCAGGGUAAUUUCUAGUCACCUGGCACCUGGUUCCAGAACAGAUGUCCAAGGAGGACCACAGCCACAGUGCCAACCCGCCCGAACAUUCAGAUGGAGCCCAACCCGACAGCCGGCCCCUGGAAACUCUCACCGACCCAUGCCCAGUAGGGAAUGAAACCGGUGAGCAGACAGCACAGAAUUCAAACACUCCACCCAUGGAAAAGACAGGAGACGUGGAGAAUGGCAACAACAACAACAGCCUGUCCCAACCAGACCUCACUAGCACUCCUGGCAAAAGCAUAAUAUAUCAACCUCAGGCACGGUCUACACCCAUACACCCCACGCUAGCUAGCUCGACCGAAUCGGCAGCGCUGCUGAGGAGAGACAGCAAGCCACACAGCAACGGGGUCAGAAACGGAACUUUUUCACGAGCCGUCUCGUCGUCGUCCUCAUCUUCAUCCUCAGCCCAUAAAAACCCCAAGAAGCUGCAGUCGAACCCAUCCAUCAACAGUCAGAGCAGCAAGAGGAGCAAAGGUAGCUCCAAAUCCAACAGCUCCCAGAUCCCCACAGAGGCUCAGGAUGAUUGCUGUGUCCACUGCAUCCUAGCCUGUCUGUUCUGUGAGUUCCUCACACUGUGCAACAUCGUGCUGGACUGCGCCACUUGUGGCUCCUGCGCAUCAGACGACUCGUGCUUCUGCUGCUGCUGCGCUUCAGAGGAAUGUGGCGACUGCGACCUGCCCUGUGACAUGGACUGCGGCAUCAUCGACGCAUGCUGCGAGUCUGCAGACUGUCUGGAGAUCUGCAUGGAAUGCUGCGGCCUUUGCUUUUCCUCCUGAGACUCCCAUAGGGGGCGCUGCCUCUUUCUCUGUUUUGAGACCUGAGAAGAAACAAGCUAAGAAUGACAUCAAUGAUCUGGAGUGUGUGAGUUACAGUCUAGUAGCUUUCUUUUAAACUGUCUUGCUAGGAGCAGGGUUAGUUGUCGUACACUAGCGGUGUUAUUCGGCGGUAGUCUUUAUACAUAUGAACUCUUUCUGGACUGAUUUCUGCUUAAAAUGUUUUGUUGAGUCUACAUUGGCAUGAUGCUGAAUACAAAUUCAUCCAAAAGACUUAUUGAGGCCACUGGGAAAGGUCCAAAAACAUCUGCAAAUGUCAGUGUUUGUUAGUUAUUUGAAAUCGUCUUAGUGCCAAGCUUUUGAUAAAUGCACAAUCCAGUGGUUUAAGAAUUCCACAAUAAUGCACACCAUAAAGAGCUUGAAUUGCAACUCAGAUGUGUUUUAGAAAACAAUGCAGUCUCCUAAAACUAUUCCAGCGUUGAAUUCUCAAGGAAGAUGUAUCCAAAGUAAUCCCAAAUAUCAUCUCUCAGUACGCACAUUUACUGUAGUACACUGGUGUAGUCCUUUGAGGAUUACAAAAGCCAUAAACUGUGAGUGUGAAACUCAUAGAUGUAUGCGAGUGGGAGAAAGAUGUGUGUAUUUAAUAUAUGGUGCGAUAUUAUAGUUGUAUCAUAGAUUGUAUAUAAACGUGAAGAGAAUCCUGACAGUCUCUACAUUUGGUCCUGUGAUGUUUUUAUCCUCACUCUUUCUAGCAUUUUCACUUCAUCAAUCAGUCUUCUUGCAUACUGGAAUAUUAUACUGUAAACCGUUGUGAAUUGCUCCAUUUUUUUUUUUUUUUUUUUUUUUCCAAAUGUGAAAUAUCUGUCUUGUAAUUCCAAAACUUUCCAUUUAAAUCAGUUUUGUGUGAAUUUAAAUGUUAGUUUUACAUAUCUACCUUUUUUUUUUUUUUUGAUGUAGUAAAUGCAUUAGCAGUAUUAUUUUUUCCUUUCCAAAAAAAAAAAAAAAAAAAAGAAA
This is a messenger RNA of Ctenopharyngodon idella (grass carp), 2300 nucleotides long. RefSeq names its product MyoD family inhibitor (gene mdfi). NCBI's taxonomy places the organism in Eukaryota, Metazoa, Chordata, Actinopteri, Cypriniformes, Xenocyprididae. The transcript has 5 exons. The record is from RefSeq and is a predicted model, not a curated record. Bases 516 to 1289 code for a protein of 257 amino acids.